CAACGCAAAGUAGAUGGUAUCCUCAGCAAGAUUCAAAAUGGCUGGCGUACGAAGAAAGCGUUCACAAAAGAUGAAACGUGUUAACUCAACUUGUCCAGGUCGUAAACUAAAGAAGAAAGGCAAAAUCAAAGUUAAUAUUGAGAGUAAAACCAUUCGCAAAGCAUGGGACAAAUCCAAGACGCUUAAACAGAAUUUUAUGAGCCUUGGUCUCGCCUACAACAUUAACAAAUUAACUUCAGAGGAAAAUAAAGAUGAUGAUUCAAUGGAAAUCGAUAAGAAGCCAAUCAGUUCAACCAUUAAAGGGCUUGAAGAAGAGGCUUCUCAUUGCAUGAAAAAAGAAAGGCAUUUUUCGCCUGGUGAAGCUAAAUUUAUUUGGGAACUAAUUCAAGAUCAUGGCGAUAAUUACGAGGCUAUGAAGAAGGACAAACGUAACUUUAUGCAACAUACCGCCAAACAACUAAGACGAAAGUGCUUGAAAUUUUUAAGCUCCAGUCAGAAUUUUGCAAAUGACAUGGAAAGUUAGCCAAAAGAAUUGUAUAUAUCUUAAUGCAUUCUCCUACAUAAAUAGAUGAAAUGUAUAAUAA
Messenger RNA from Xenia sp. Carnegie-2017, 584 nucleotides. Its product is annotated as nucleolar protein 16-like. The record is from RefSeq and is a predicted model, not a curated record. Bases 14 to 523 code for a protein of 169 amino acids. Gene Ontology annotation, cellular component: nucleolus. The transcript has 7 exons. Gene Ontology annotation, biological process: ribosomal large subunit biogenesis. NCBI's taxonomy places the organism in Eukaryota, Metazoa, Cnidaria, Anthozoa, Malacalcyonacea, Xeniidae.